Molecule: messenger RNA, 1498 nt
Organism: Eubalaena glacialis (North Atlantic right whale)
Lineage: Eukaryota; Metazoa; Chordata; Mammalia; Artiodactyla; Balaenidae
Gene: EGFL6
Product: EGF like domain multiple 6
Cellular component (GO): membrane
Molecular function (GO): calcium ion binding
Source: RefSeq, a predicted model, not a curated record
AUGUAGAUGCAUUCCAGGAUACACCGGGAAACCUGCAGUCAAGAUGUGAAUGAGUGUGGAUUAAAACCCCGGCCGUGCCAACACAGAUGUGUGAAUACACACGGUAGCUACAAGUGCUUCUGCCUCAGCGGCCACUUGCUCAUGCCGGAUGCCACGUGCUCCAACUCUCGGACGUGUGCCAUGACAAACUGCCAGUAUGGCUGUAAAGAUACAGAAGAGGGGCCGCACUGUCUGUGUCCAUCCUCGGGACUCCGCCUGGCCCCAAAUGGAAGAGCUUGUAUAGAUACUGAUGAAUGUGCCUCGGAUAAAGCCGUCUGCCCCCACGAUCGAAGAUGUGUGAACACAUUUGGAAGCUACUAUUGCAAAUGUCACGUUGGUUUUGAACUAAAAUAUCUCAGUGGCCGAUAUGACUGUGUAGAUAUAAAUGAAUGUGCUGCGGAUACCCACACGUGCAGCCUCCAUGCCAAUUGCCUCAAUACCCAAGGAUCCUUCAAGUGUAAGUGCAAGCAGGGAUAUAAAGGCAGUGGACUUCAGUGUUCCGUUAUCCCUGAAAAUUCUGUGAAGGAAUUCCUCAGAGCACCUGGUACCAUCAAAGACAGAAUCAAGAAGUUGCUUGCUCACAAAAAUAACAUGAAAAAGAAGGUAAAAAUGAAAAACAUCGCAGAACCUGGGGGGACUCCUGCCCCUAAGGUUGACUCGCAGCCCUUCAACUCUGAAGAGAGCGUUUCCAGAGAUGGGAACCCUCAUGCAGAAAAAAAGAGGGAUGAAGAGAGAAAGAAAGAGGGGCUGGAGGAAGAGAAAAGAGAUGAGAAAGCCCUGGCAAACCAUGUAGAGGAGCAGCAAAGCCUUCGGGGAGAUGUGUUUUCCCCUAAGGUGAACGAAGCGGGUGAAGUUGAUCUGGUUCUGGUCCAAAGAAAAGCUACAGCAUCCCGACUGGAACACAGAGAUUUAAAUAUCUCAGUUGACUGCAGCUUUGACCACGGGGUCUGUGACUGGAAACAGGAUAUAGAAGAUGAUUUCGACUGGAAUCCUGCUGACCGAGAUAAUGCUGUUGGCUACUAUAUGGCAGUUCCGGUCCCGGCAGGUCAGAAGAAGGACAUCGGCCGUUUGAAACUUGUCCUCCCCGACCUGCAACCCCAAAGCAACUUUUGUUUGCUCUUUCAUUACCGGCUGGCUGGAAACAAAGUAGGGAAACUUCGAGUGUUUGUGAAAAACAGUAAUAAUGCCCUGGCAUGGGAGAAGACCAGGAGCAUGGAUGAACGGUGGAAGAUGGGGAAGAUUCAGCUGUAUCAAGGGAUUGAUACUCCCAAAAGCAUCAUUUUUGAAGCAGAACGUGGCAAGGGCAAAACCGGAGAAAUUGCGGUGGAUGGCGUCUUGCUGGUUUCAGGCUUAUGUCCAGAUGGCCUUUUAUCUGUGGAUGGUUGAGUGUUACUGUUGUCUUUUGUAUCUUUAUAUUUGGCGUUUUAUGUCAGUUCUCUCUUUUUUGACAUUAUAUCAU